Molecule: messenger RNA, 756 nt
Organism: Miscanthus lutarioriparius
Lineage: Eukaryota; Viridiplantae; Streptophyta; Magnoliopsida; Poales; Poaceae
Source: the annotation of a GenBank genome assembly
AUGGUCUCGAAGGAUACCAUCCGUACGGCUAUCGGCGUCAUCGGCAAUGGGACCGCCCUUGUGCUCUUCCUCUCCCCGGUGCCAACUUUCAUCAGCAUCUGGAAGAAGCGUGCAGUGGAGCAGUACUCGCCGAUCCCGUACGUGGCGACCCUCCUGAACUGCAUGAUGUGGGUGCUGUACGGCCUGCCGCUGGUGCACCCGCACAGCGUGCUGGUGAUCACCAUCAACGGCACCGGCAUGCUCAUCCAGCUCUCCUACGUCGCGCUCUUCAUCCUCUGCUCCGCGGGGGCGGUGCGCCGCAAGGUCGUCCUCCUGUUCGCCGCCGAGGUCGCCUUCGUCAUCACCCUGGGCGCGCUGGUGCUCAGCCUCGCGCACACGCACGAGCGCAGGUCCAUGAUCGUCGGCAUCGUCUCCGUCUUCUUCGGCACCGGCAUGUACGCUGCGCCGCUCUGUGUCAUGAAAAUGGUGAUCCAGACAAAGAGCGUGGAAUACAUGCCCCUGUUCCUGUCCUUGGCCUCCCUCGCGAAUAGCAUCUGCUGGACCGCCUACGCGCUCAUCCGCUUCGAUGUCUACAUCACCAUCCCCAACGGGCUGGGCGUGCUGUUCGCGCUGGGUCAGCUGGUCCUGUACGCCAUGUUCUACAAGAACACCCAGCAGAUCAUCGAGGCACGCAAGCGCAAGGCCGACCAGCAGGGAACCAUGAUGGAGGUGGUCACCGACGCCACGCCACCCAACAACAACGGCAGCACCUACUGA